Perca flavescens (yellow perch) is the source of this 2121-nucleotide messenger RNA. RefSeq names its product histone-lysine N-methyltransferase SETDB1-B. Gene Ontology annotation, cellular component: nucleus. The coding region runs from base 391 to 1581 and encodes 396 amino acids. NCBI's taxonomy places the organism in Eukaryota, Metazoa, Chordata, Actinopteri, Perciformes, Percidae. The record is from RefSeq and is a predicted model, not a curated record. The transcript is spliced from 8 exons. Gene Ontology annotation, biological process: negative regulation of gene expression; heterochromatin organization. Gene Ontology annotation, molecular function: histone H3K9 methyltransferase activity.
AAUAACAAUAACAGACGUCUAAAAUGGUGGAAGCUGGCGUGGUUAUGCUAGCUACUUUUGUUUAAUACAGUUCAUUAGCAGAAUCAGUUUGCAGGUUAUUUUGCAUAAUUUCCAUACAGUCGUGACAUAAAAUCAAAACGAAAGUUUAACUGUGAGUUUCUCAAACCGUUGUUAGUUCAUAUUUCCAGUGCCUCUCGGCAAGUUAGCUAGCUAGCUAGCUACCACUUCCAUGAUCGGUACUAGCACGAUAGCUAGCUUUCGGUCUGUAUCGUUAUUACCAAACUUAAGCUUUAAUCGCAAAGACACACAAUACAAUUACUUGCAUUGUAGCUAGUUUGACCAAACGUUUGUCCUUUUGAAGCAGAUAUUCAGGACACGACAACAGUGGUUAUGGAGGUGGCCAAGAUGGAGAAGAGAAUGCCGGAGCUCCUGGAGACUGGGGAGAGGGUAGAAAACAAUAUAAAGACGAAAACUGAUGAAGAAAGAGAUGAUGAUGAAAAUAUGUCAGAUUCCCCAUGUGAGUCUGUUCCCUCCACAAAUGUAACACCCAUCAAGGAGACAGAAAUGGAGGAUGGUUCUGACUCUCUGGGUGGAAUUAAAAAAGCAGUGGUUGUCUUGACCCGACUCCCUGAUUAUAAGAUCAGUGCUCUGCGACCACCAACACCUCAGCAGUUUUACAGUGAAGAUGACUCCCUCAGCAGCUCUGAUUCUGAUAUGCAGUGGGAACCAGACGAUGAUUCGAGUGAUUCUGAUUUCUCACUCUCAAACAAUAAAAAGAAAACUGGAAAGCAUGCCAAGACUGGCUCAACAAGAAGUAGAAACAACAACAAUGUGCCAGAAACAGCCCCAGUAAUAGUAUCAGCUGCUUUUGCCCAUUGCUCCACUGAAACCACAAAGAUUCGUCCGAACUUGCCAGAAGAAGAGCUCAAAGUGGACAUGAUAGUCCUGGCCAGGAAGAGGUCCAUGAGAUGGCAACGGGCGAAAAUAGUGGAUAUAGUAACAAAGGAAGAUGGACGGUUGAAGUACAAAGUUAGUUAUGAAGAAAAGGGACGGAGCCUAGUGUCUGGCCAUCACAUUGCCUUUGAAACCACACCGAAGCUGGAGCAGCUGUAUGUCGGUGCUCGUGUUGUGGUCAGGUGUCCAGAUAACAAGUUCCGGUUCCGGCCUGGUGUUUUGGCAGAGCUUCCCAGCAGAAAGAACCGCUUAAGGUUCCUGGUUUUUAUGGAUGAUCACACGCCGGUCUAUGUUGGUUUACCUUUAUUUCGCCUGGUCUGCAGACCACUGGAAAACGUUUUAGAUGACAUUCCAGACUGCCCUCACAAGUCUUUUAUGACGCAAUACCUGAAGGACUGGCCGUACCCACAUUUGACCCAGUACAGGGCUGGACAGAGCCUUAAUGUUGAAAUAAAUGGAGCCCAGCAGAGGUGCGAAGUGGAGUUGGUUGACAGCAGCUUGAUUCAGGUCGUUUUUCAGGAUAAUCAACAUAAGGAGUGGAUCCAUCGAGGCUCCAUGCGACUUGAACACAUGACAAGAUUUUUGGAAAUGAAAGAAGUGGAAGAGCAUAGUGAUGAUUCUGACUAAAAGCCCAAAACAAAGGUAGUGGCUCUGGAAUAUAAAAAUGAAAAAAUCCAUUUUCAAUAAUCUUUAUCACCCUGAAGUGAUGUACCGUUGGAUUUUUUAUUUUUUUAUUUUUAGGAAACAUGAACUGAACCAUUUCAGCCUAAAAUUAAGAUUAGCAGUUAUGAGAUGAGUGGACAUGAAUGACUCAAGCCAGACGUUUGUUCCAUUCUGAUUUUCUGAAUUUAAUUAUUUUAAUUAUGUGCAGAUAUAGUUGGUGUAUUUUUACGUUUCCAACUAAAGUUGUGCACCAUUAAAACAAUAAUGAACAAUGAAAUGUGAAUUUAUCAUAAAGAAAACUGCAUAAUCAAGCAGCUGUAAAUUCAAACAAGCAACUGUGCAUGUCGCAGACAAGAAUAUAAGCUUUCCAUUUUAUUUUAUAAAACUUUUUUUUUACAGGGUGACCGACCAAGCCCAGAUUGUGAUUUAAAUGAUGAAUUUAAUGUAGACUAGGACUUAAAUGUGAGGGGUUUGUUGGAACAUUAUUAAAAAAUGUGAGAGAAG